Molecule: messenger RNA, 1988 nt
Organism: Lutra lutra (Eurasian river otter)
Lineage: Eukaryota; Metazoa; Chordata; Mammalia; Carnivora; Mustelidae
Product: protein FAM187B-like
Exons: 1
Coding region: 466-1182 (238 amino acids)
Source: RefSeq, a predicted model, not a curated record
CGGAUGUGGGUUUUUGCAAUGGAGUUGGCUGGAGGCUUUUAAGAAUCCUUAGAUCCCAAACUUUGGAAGGCAGGGAGAAGGCCAAAAACACUGCUCAUGAGGGAAGGAGGACACCUCUCUCAAUGCCACCUCAGAUGCAGCCAAGGUCAGUAAUGGAAAAAGAGAGAUCUCUCUGGAGACGGGAGACAUGAGCACAGGGACCAAAGACUUAGAAAACACCUCCAUCCCAUCUCCAUGAGCUGAUCUGGUGCUAUGCUAAUGAAGCAGUCCUCCCCAGUUACGAGACAGGAGGACCUUGCUGUAUUUCCUCAGUGGAUUUUAGAAAUGGUACAGACCAGUGAUUUCUGUGUCUCCAGAAAGUGAGGCAGGACCAGGUUUCAUUCCACUCAGGACUGAAGCCUGAGUUCUAUGGGUGACUUCAUAAUGCCCAGGGUGGUUCCCAGCAUCCUUUUGUAGCAGGCUACCAUGUUGGCCUCCCUGUGGCUGCUUAGCCUUUCUCUCCCCACUCUGUGGGCAGAGAUAUUAAUCAGAUGUUCCUAUAAGAGUCUCUGCCAGCAGGCCCUAGUCUCGGGCAAUGAUGUUGUCCUGCAAUGUGACUACCCCAAGGCACUCUGGUACUUCUCUUCCAUUUUGGGGGAAGAUCCCUUCCUGCUCUCCUCUGUGCCGAACAUAAAGAAACUUCCUGGGGGCAGCCUUCAACUGACCAACCCUCAGCCGUCCCAGACAGGCCUUUAUCACUGCCAGGACAGUGACAAUGCCCUUGUGGUAGAGUAUGAGAUUGACUUCCAAGAUGUCAGCACCCUGCACAUCACCCACAGAGGCCUGGGCCAGAAACCCCUGCAGAACGAGACCCUGAGUCUGGGUGGUCGUGUGCUCGUCUUUACCCACUGGGAGCCCUGGCAGGACUGUAACCGCUGUGGGGAGCCCGGGGAGCGGAAGCGGCUGGGCUUCUGCUACAUCGAGGAGCCCCAGGAAAAAGCCAUGCCGUGCUGGCUCUACCUGAGAGGGGAGAAGACCCGCUCCAGCCGUCUGCGGACCGAACUGCAGGUGGAAGCCUGUCUUGUACCCUGCGACCAUGUCAAGGAAACCAACCAGCCAUACUUCAUCUUUGACAUUUACCCAUUGGGCAAGUUGACCAACAACAUGUGGCUUACCUGCCCCUUGGCUUCCAUCUACAGGUGAUCAGACCAGGGCAUUAGCCCUGCCUUUGAUCCUUGCCUAGGCUCUGUCUCCUAUGCCCCCGGGGCAGGGGUUCGCCUUCCAAAGGAAACGCAGGCUCUGUCUCCCAGCCCAUAAGCAUUCAUGGUCAGUCUGUCCAGGAAGGGGUCUCUUCACUGGCUUGUCCAGAGGUUCAUUCAGUAGGAACUGCUUGUGUCCAUUCUGAGCCAGACUGUGGGCAGGUGGUGCUGGGGACACAGCAGGGACCGGAAAGGUUGAGCCUCUGCCCUCCUAGGCACCUGAUAUUCAGGAGUGACCAAAUGUAAAACCUUGGCUUUGGUCAUCCAUGCCAACAUCAUCACUAGUGUUGUUUCUGUGUCCUCACUGGACUCUGACGGAUACAAUUUGUCUGUCCGUCCUUGCACCGAUGUCACAGCAUUUUUAUUACUAUACCUUUAUAAAAAGUCAUGAUAUCUGGUAUUAUAGAUUUUCCAGCUUUGUUCUUCAGGAUUGUCUUGAUUAUUCUUGGCCUUUUGUAUAAAUAUUCUGGAAUCAGCUUGUAGUUUCCAUCCCCCCAAAAUCCUAUUUUUUAAUAAAUUGGAACUUCGUUGACUCUAAAGCUAAAUUUGGGUAGAAUCAAUAUAUUACAAUAUGCAGAUUUCUAAUCCACAAACAUCAUAAAUAUUCCCAUUAUGUAAGUUUUGUUUAAUUUCUCCCAGUAAUGUACAGUUAUUAAUAUAGAGAUCUUAUGUAUAUUUUAUUAUAUUUAUUCCUGAGUAAUUGAUUUUUCAUGUUAUCACAAAUUGUAUCUUUUUUAUGGCUAUUUUGCA